This is a messenger RNA of Cladophialophora immunda, 4338 nucleotides long. RefSeq lists its product as uncharacterized. The transcript has 3 exons. The record is from RefSeq and is a predicted model, not a curated record. Bases 125 to 2515 code for a protein of 796 amino acids. Gene Ontology annotation, molecular function: ATP binding; protein kinase activity. NCBI's taxonomy places the organism in Eukaryota, Fungi, Ascomycota, Eurotiomycetes, Chaetothyriales, Herpotrichiellaceae. Gene Ontology annotation, cellular component: cytoplasm. Gene Ontology annotation, biological process: protein phosphorylation; tRNA export from nucleus.
CAACUUUCCAGUUCUUGACAUUCACGGUUCACCUCAUCACUGCCCGGCCCAUCUCAGCGGGCGGACCUUCGCAGACGAUUCUUUUGGCUUUUGCCUGCUCCUCGACCUGGUCGCGUGAAGGUCGAUGGACUUUCUCAAAUCCGCAGUCGCUUCUGCAAUCGCCAAAUCCAGCUCCUUCCCAGUCACCAUCGGCGAUCGUAUUGAUUUCGGAGACUCCAUAUGGAUCCUGCACAAUGCGACCAAGAAGGAUGAUAACUCGCCGUGCUGUCUCUUCAACUUCGAUAUUCAUGCCAACAAGGCUCUACUGCCCUUAGCCAGAAACGCCGCCCGAAAACUGCGAACAAUACGGCACCCCGGUGUGAUACGAGUGAUCGAUGUGAUCGAAAAUGAUACAAAUAUCUACAUCAUCACAGAGAAGGUUACGCCACUGGCCUGGCAUAUUAGGCGCAAGAGUUUGAGUGAAGAGACCAUAAAAUGGGGGUUGUACAGCGUUUCCUCCACACUCAAGUUUAUUAAUAACGACGCCUCUUCUGUGCAUGGCGCAGUGCGUAUCACCUCAGUAUUCACAAGCGAGAGUGGAGAAUGGAAGUUGGGAGGGUUUGAAGUGCUGAGCUCUAUGAACGACGACGACGCAAUUAUUUACAACUAUGGAAGUUCAUUACCAAAUUCGAAUGCUUACGCCCCGCCCGAAGUGGUCAAUGGUGGGUGGUCUGCUAUCAAGAAGAACCCCUUGGGAGCCCCGGACGCCUACGGUCUCGGCACUCUCGUCUAUGAAGCAUUCAAUGGUGGUUUCAUGAGCAGCGACAGCCUAGCACAGCCAAAGAGUAUACCUGCCAACAUGGUGCCGAGCUAUCGGCGGCUGAUCAAUGCCAAUCCAAAACUGAGACUGAAUGCUGGCCAAUUUGUCGAGCAGGGAAAGAAAGUUGGAGGGUUUUUUGAGACUCCCCUUAUUCAUAUCACCGAAGGAGCAGAAAGUCUUGGGUUGAAGAAUGAGGAGGAACGAAAUGAGUUUUUGAGAGAACUCGACAGCCUCACGGACGACUUCCCCGAAGAUUUCUUCAAGAUGAAAAUCUUGCCCGAGCUCCUGAAGUCGGUCGAGUUUGGCGGUGGGGGACCCAGUGUCUUUGGAGCCAUAAUGAAAAUCGGGUUGAAAAUGUCCGACGAUGAAUUCGAAUCGCGGCUUGGACCACUUAUCAUCCGCCUCUUCAAUAGCCCCGACCGGGCCAUGAGAGUAUGCUUGUUGGAUAACCUCCCACUGAUGAUCGAUCGAAUACCGCAAAAGGAUGUGAACGGCAAAAUCUGGCCUGCCAUGACAACAGGUUUUACUGACACAGCCCCCAUCAUUAGGGAGCAGACAGUAAAGGCCGUCCUCUCCGUGAUUUCGAAGUUGUCAGACAGAAUCAUCAACGGCGAGCUCCUCCGAUUCCUCGCCAAAACGGCCAACGAUGAUCAGCCUGGAAUUCGGACUAAUACCACCAUAUGCCUCGGGAAAAUCGCAAGAAAUCUAGGGGUCGGGUCACGUUCAAAAGUACUGAUUGCUGCCUUUGGCCGCUCUCUGAGAGAUCCUUUCGUCCAUGCCCGAAGUGCAGCGUUGAUGGCGCUCAGCGCAACUAUUGACGUUUUUAGUGACGAUGAUUGUGCCACGAAAAUUCUGCCUGUCAUUUGUGUCAGCCUGGUCGACAGAGAGAGGAUAGUUCGUGAUCAAGCCACGAAAGCCGUCGAAUCCUACUUGGCUAGGGUUCGCAAAUAUGCAUCAACUCUCCCUGAAACGGCACUUCCGCCAGAGCAAGGCCAGGGAGCAGCAACUGCCGCCUCACCAGCAAGGAUCGGCAAUCAAAGCGAUACCAGUUGGGCAGGUUGGGCAAUUUCCUCGUUUACAAAUAAAAUGGCUGGGGCCAGAGGCGAGAUGGCUUCCACCGCGACAGCAAACGGAGCACCUUUGGCACAAACGCAAUCAAUGCCUGCUUCUGGACGCAGCACACCCGCCAUCAAUGUUUCGUCCGACAAAGCGACUACUGCUCCAUCAAGACCGCGAGUCUCGCAACCAGCGAAAAGCUCCACACAAGCGAUUGAGCCAGAAGAUGCGUGGGAAGAAGAGGACACGAUGGAUGCUUGGGGGACCAUGGACGAUGAUGGAGAUAACUUCUUUGAUGCAUCGUCCUCGCAACGUACCAACACAACUACACCUGAACCUGCAGCAGCCUUCGAUGACGGCGGCGAGCCGGAUUUCGCUGGCUGGUUAGCCGCACAGUCCAAAUCGAAGUCGCAGAAACCACUCCCAAAGGGCUUGUCUAAAACGAAUACCACGGUGUCAACUUUGAACGUCCGUCCUACUGGCCCAGCGAGAAGUGUGUCCGCAGGCGUUGGAACCGCCGGGAUUAAUGCAAAGAGACCGGUCAUUGCGACCGCGAGGAGUGCAGCACCGAUAGCAGCAAAGAAAGAAAUCAAGAAAGGCACGCCAAAGCCUAAAGAGCCUGACAUUAAUGACGAUGACUGGGGUGAGGCAUGGGACUGACACAAAAAGCUGUGCAUCGAGAUUCUGGGAGCAGUAGCCAUCUUUGACGUCGGUUUACCAGCUGGCCCGUUUUGAGGUGGUAAUGCUUGGAGCCGUUUGACAGGGCAGCAAACAACUCUGUUCAAAUUAUCCAUUGUGGCGCACGUCUUUCUUAGUGAAUCGGCCACAUAAAGGACUGAGUGCACAUCAUGUACGGCGACCUUUGUUGGUCUCUUCGACGACUUUAGCCUCUUGGGCACAGAUUGUUUGCGCGGCCGGGUGGAAACGACACAUAUCCUUCUACCGCGACAAACAGAGUGAAUUCGUUGAAAUAAUGGACAUUGGCACCGGAACAUUUCAAUGACUGAACCGACAUAGUCAUUAUCACUUCAACCUUGGAUAUGUCAAUGCUUCCAUAUUGGUUUGGAUAUCGCGCAAUGUCGGCCAUCCCGCCUACCAAAAUCGGUUCCGGUCAUGGUACAACCCCUUCAAUAUUCUCUGGCGAUUCUUCCGACACAGGGUCUACGAUGGAGAGGUUCUCUGAGGAAUUCAUCGAAAAGAAACGAACACAGCAAGUUCAAGCUGAUCCUGUAUUGGACGACCCUGAUUCAGCACCCGAAGAACUCCUGGUUGAUCCCGAUUCCAAUGAAGGCCGCCGACUACGUCUCAUAGAAGAAGCUCGGCGAACUAGGUUACAGAUGGAGGAACAGCGGAGAGAAGCCGUUGAGAGGGUCAGAGCAGAAAUCGAGGCGAGGAUGUCCACACCCCAAAAGACAAACAAUUCUGAACGAGGAUCGAAAUCGAAGAGAAGACGUAACCGUGGAAGAGGGAAUCAUGGUGGGCAAGCGAGGGAUGUGACAUCUCAACAACGCAUCCAUUCACAGGAAAGGCCAGGGUCGGGUACUGCAAUCCAGCCGGAAGCCGGUCUACAGGGACAGUCACUUCCUCGAGAUGCUCAGACGGUGCCCGCACCUCUUGGUUCCAACGGUGAAAAUCUGCACCAAACAGCUCGUGGCCAAGGUCAACAAUCGCGCAACUCUCUUCCACAGGCCAUGGCGCGAGAGUCACAGGGGCGACACAACUCAUCCGGAAGCGACUUGCAGGCUCAGAGCUCACUGUAUGGUCGGAACCUGCGAGCUCCCUAUUUUCAACUUGCAGCUGGAGCACACAAUGCGCAGGCGGAACCAGCGCCGUUACAGGCGAGAUGGCCUCUGGCUCGAGGUGUCUAUGGUCGUCGAUCAUCUACAACAACCGUAUCUUCAAAUAGACAGGCUUCCUUCUCACCGCCCGCCUCUUUGGCGCCUCUUUCUCCUUGUACCCCACGCGCUUCUGCGGCAGAAUUCACGAACAACGUCACGCCGAACGACGAGGGUAGCAUCAGGGGAGGACCACCAUUCUUCCAACCUACUCGAGCUGCCGAGGUGGAACGUCUGUCACAAGCACAGCACUCACGCAACGACCCGGCCUUGCAACAAGAGAUAGCUUGGGAACGUGACACACUCUGGAGAAUUCUGAGGCAGCACUUUGGCCUCGCUGAUUCGCAAAUUCGAGCACUAUUGGAAAACGAAAAGAACGGGCGGGGGGGAAUGGAGUGGGCUUUUGUGUAAUUUUGGGCGGUCGUUCGGUCUGGGAUCUCUCUGUGCAUGCUGUACUUUGGCAUUGAAACGGCUUUGAGCAAUCUGGAGCAGCGUUGUGCGACGGCCUCGGUGUCUCCUGCCGGUGGUUUGUCCACGGACCAGUUUGACGCACCCCCAAGACACAUGUCAUCAUCUCUCCGCAACCGAUGCCAGUCGUGGUGUCCUGUAACCAAAGUAUUUUCCCUCCCAUGCCAUCCUCAAUUGAUG